Protopolystoma xenopodis is the source of this 438-nucleotide messenger RNA. The record is from the annotation of a GenBank genome assembly. NCBI's taxonomy places the organism in Eukaryota, Metazoa, Platyhelminthes, Monogenea, Polystomatidea, Polystomatidae.
AUGCUUGUAGGUCUCAAGUUUUCUCCAACUAAUAGUUUGGACGACCUACUCACUUCUUUCUGCUCAAAUCCAUCCGCUCCAGUAUCCUCAAAAAGUUCAAGCUCUCCUCAUCCUUUCUCACCUGGUUGUGCCUCUAUUAUCGCUAGCCAAGCUUGCCUAUCUUCUACUCAUUUACCAUCCAACCGCGCUGACAAUAAACCUCUCGCCAUCUCAAUUCGAUCCGAUCUCCCGCUUCCGUCUAUUGGAUCAAAAACUUUGUCUUUCCAAUCACCACCUAUCGUUAAUUGGACAACUGGCACCACUUCUUCUUACUCUGUUCCUUCAACCUCAAUACAAAUCAAAUCCAAACACUCAACUGGGGGUGAAAAUGUUUCCCAAGCAUUCGAAGACCUUGAUAUGAUGGGACGACAAAUAUUUGGCCUAUUAAAAACUGAGUGA